Messenger RNA from Nerophis lumbriciformis (worm pipefish), 2160 nucleotides. Lineage: Eukaryota; Metazoa; Chordata; Actinopteri; Syngnathiformes; Syngnathidae. The record is from RefSeq and is a predicted model, not a curated record.
AUGGCAGAACGAACAUCUUUGGCUCUUCACAUUGUGUGUCUCCUUUUUGGCGCCGUACUUUGCAUGCCUACAGAAUUAUUACGAGACUUUGAUGUCGACGAUGGACGAGAUCUUGAUAUUUUUGAAAUCAAUGAAGAAGCCGGGUUAAAUCUGGUCGAGGGUGAUAUUGUGCUGGGCAAGAAACAAAGUAGGAACUCCAUAUUAGGUGACGAGUACAGGUGGCCCACUACCAUUCCGUACUUCAUGGAAGAUGACCUUGAAAUCAAUGCAAAAGGUGUGAUCCUAAAGGCCUUUGAGCAGUAUCGCCUCAAGACCUGCAUUGACUUCAAGCCAUGGAAUGGUGAAGCUAACUACAUCUCCAUCUUUAAAGGCAGUGGCUGCUUCUCCUCGGUGGGCAACCAGCGCGAGGGCAAGCAGUAUCUGUCCAUCGGCACAAACUGUGACCGCAUCGCCACCAUCGAACACGAGUUUUUGCAUGCUUUGGGUUUCUGGCAUGAGCAGUCCAGAGCAGACCGGGACGACUACGUGCAAAUCAUGUGGGACUACAUUUCCGAGGGCCGAGAGCACAACUUCAACAUCCACAACGACACCACCUCCAGCUCACUGGGCGUCCCCUAUGAUUACGGCUCCAUGAUGCACUACAGCAAGGGGGCUUUCAGCAAAGGCUCGGAAUCCACCAUCGUCACCAAGAUCCCUGCAUUUGCCGACGUCAUCGGCCAGAGGAUGGAGUUCAGUGACAGUGACCUGCUCAAGCUGUCCCGCCUCUACAACUGCACUCGGGGCUCAACCUUUUUGGACUCGUGUGAUUUUGAAAGGGAGAACAUCUGCGGGAUGAUUCAGGGGCCGGGAGAUCAGAAGGACUGGGAAAGGAUGGUCACAGCAACAGGAGGCCCCCGCACAGACUACUCCAACAUGGGAAAAUGCACCGGCUCCGGUUAUUUCAUGCACUUCAAAACAAGCAUGGCCAACCUUGGUGACACAGCCCUCCUGGAGAGCCGAAUCCUGUACCCCAAACGGGGCUACCAAUGUUUGCAGUUCUUCUUCUACAACAGCGGAAGCCCUGAGGAUUCGCUGGAGAUCUUUGUGAGGGAGUAUGACAAAGCCGACAAUGCUGGGAGGCUGCGCUUUAUCACCACCAUUGAUGGACCGCCUCAGGACCUGUGGCAGCUUCACCACGUCAGUCUAGACGCCACAAAGAAGUUCCGUGUGGUCUUCAAGGGAACCAAGCGAGGCGCUGGAUCUUUAGGAGGACUAUCUCUGGAUGAUAUCAAUAUUGCAGAGAUGGCAUGUCCUGAGUUUGCAUGGCGUGUGAAGAACUUCAGCCAUGUCAUGGAGAACACACCCACUGGCGAAGCAAUAUUUAGUCCACCCUUCACCUCCAAGGAGGGCUACACCUUCCAAAUGACGCUCUACCCCAGCGGGAGAACCGACUCUCCUGGGCAAAUGGCAGCCUACGCCAACCUGGUGGCCCGCGAGGGGGACAGCGGGCAGGAAUGGCCUUGCCCCUGGAAGCAAAUGACCAUGAUGCUGAUGGACCAGAACCCUCACAUCCAGAAGCGCAUGUCCAACCAGCGCAGUGUCACCACUGAUCCCUGGCAGAUGUCAUCUUCAGGUGACCAGUUCUUCUGGGACGACCCUCGGAAGGUGGGCGUCGAGGUGACUGACGCGGACGGCUCCAAAUACUUUCGAGGACCCGGCUCUGGUACUUCGGCGUACAUCACCCACCUGAGAGCCAGGAGCAGGGACUUCAUAAAGGGGGGAGACGCCAUUUUUCUCCUCAGCAUGGAAGAUGUGUCUCAUCUGACUGAUAGCCAACCACUGCCCAGCGCCACCCCUCCACCCAUGAGUACUUCCAGCACAGAGUCACCCCCGAAUGUCUGCACAGGUGUGCUGUGCCAGAAUGACGGCGUGUGCAUAGAGGAAUAUGGGAAGCCUGUUUGUAGGUGUGCCGCUGGGGACGAUUGGUGGUUCUAUGGCGACAGCUGCCAGCACAGAGGUUCAACGGCAGACAACAGCACCGUCGCCCUGGCCUCCUCGCUCUCAGUGCUAGGCGUCAUGUUGGUGGUGACCAUCACAACUGCUGUUUGCCUUAAGAAGAAGUACAAGAAGCGUAGUAGUGGGAACGACCUGGUCCUACAGAACAUGAGCAAACCAGCAUGA